Molecule: messenger RNA, 1302 nt
Organism: Maudiozyma saulgeensis
Lineage: Eukaryota; Fungi; Ascomycota; Saccharomycetes; Saccharomycetales; Saccharomycetaceae
Source: the annotation of a GenBank genome assembly
AUGUUACAUGUUGUAAAUAAAUUUUUACGUCCAAGAAAUCUUCGAUUACAAAAUCGAAGAUUUCACAUAUUUUCAACAUUAAAAGGGCCAAAUGAAGAAUCACGAUCUGUUAUUGCAAAUUUAACAUUUGAAGAUCAUUAUAAUAUUAGAUCAAAUAUAGAAUCAUUGAUACAAGAUUAUUCGAGAAGACGUGUUCCACCUUUAACAUUUGCAUUUUUAACUCAACAUAGACAAAGACCUUUACCCGCAAGUGAAUUAUACACUUUAAAUAUUCAAAUUAUGAAUUAUUUACUCACUUAUACAUGUAGACAACUUACAGCUUUACAGCAGUUACCAUAUAUUGCAAUAUUAAACCCAAAGAUCGAACAAACUUACGCAUUAUAUUUAAAGACUUUAACUGCAUUAUUAGAUAAUAAAUUUCCUUACGAUUUAUAUGAUAGACAAAAAAUGAGAAUAUUAUUACGUCAAUUUCUUGAUGAUCAUCAGGAUACUUUACAAACGUUGUCAGAUGGUAUGACGGAAAUUAUGGAAGCUUUUCCUAAAAAAUCUGUAUUUCUUUUCCUAAAUGAACAUUUAAAGAAUCGUAUUACAAUGAAAUUGUUAGCUACUCAUUAUGUUGAAUUAAUGUCACAACAAGAAAGAAGACCUCAAGCUAGAAUUAAUAAUUUACAAAACAAAAUUGGAAUCGUUCAACAAAAUGUUCCUUUAGCACCUUUCAUUAAGAGAAUAUAUGAAUUUGUUAAUGAUUUAUGUCUAUUAAAAUAUGAUCAUCAACCAAUUAAUUUAAAUUUUACACAUGGUCAAGAUAUUAAAUUUUCUUGUAUUCCAAUAAUACUUGAAUAUUUAAUGACAGAAAUUUUAAAAAAUUCAAUGCGUGCUACUAUUGAAAGUUCUGCAAAAAAUGGGACUGAUCCUAGAGAUAUUGAAGUAAGUAUAUUUGAAGCUGGUCCAAGUAAAGUCUUGAUACGUGUAAGAGAUUAUGGUGGAGGUAUCCCAGAAGCCAUUGAACGUAAAAUCUUUGAUUAUUCAUAUACAUCAACAACUGAUUCGACUAUGACCGAAUGCUCGACUGAAAAUAAAGAUAUUGACGAUAUACAUUGUUCAGUAGCUGAAGAUCAAAUGUUACCUGGUCAAACAGUACAUAAUAUUGCAGGAAUGGGAUUUGGUUUACCAUUAUGUAAAACAUACUUGGAUUUAUUUGGUGGGAAGAUAGACAUUCAAAGUCUUGCAGGAAGAGGUACAGAUGUGUAUAUAACAUUAACGGGACCUACUGAAAAGAUAUUAAAUUCUCCCUUGCCAUAA